AAGGUUGGUAUUAGCAGUAUUAGCUGCAUUAAGGUUAUGAGCAAUAUUGAUGUUAGUAAUAUUAAGAAUAUAAGUAGCAGUAUUGAAAUUGGCAGCACUAGUGUUGGAGUUGAUAUAAGUAAUGGUAUUGAGGUUGGCGGCACUAGUGUUGGAGUCUUGGACAAUAG
Messenger RNA from Dentiscutata erythropus, 167 nucleotides. The record is from the annotation of a GenBank genome assembly. NCBI's taxonomy places the organism in Eukaryota, Fungi, Glomeromycota, Glomeromycetes, Diversisporales, Gigasporaceae.